Molecule: messenger RNA, 2251 nt
Organism: Ricinus communis (castor bean)
Lineage: Eukaryota; Viridiplantae; Streptophyta; Magnoliopsida; Malpighiales; Euphorbiaceae
Product: protein NRT1/ PTR FAMILY 2.13
Exons: 4
Coding region: 309-2174 (621 amino acids)
Biological process (GO): transmembrane transport
Cellular component (GO): plasma membrane
Molecular function (GO): transmembrane transporter activity
Source: RefSeq, a predicted model, not a curated record
UAAAUUAAAGAAAAUAAAAAAAGAAGCCCAUCUCAAUAAACGUCCUCUCUCAAUACAUAUUUGAUUAUACAAUCACCACGACCUCUCAUACUUGCCUUCAUUUCGUCAGCCAUAGAAUCAUCUAUCUUGUCUCUCUCCGUCUUUAGCCUCCUUACAAGCACAAUUCUUGUAUAAAUAGGUGUGCCUUGAGCUUGAGCAAGUAAAGAACUCAAGCUGGAAAAAGAAAAAAAAUACAUGUCUUGAAAGGAGGACUACUGCGGUUGGUAGCUAGCUUUGAGUUCUUGAAGCAAAAGAAGCAGAGAGGAAAAAUGGAGGUUGGAGAACAGAAGAAGAACAGAAGUUCAUAUGAGCUGUACUGCUUUACCAAAUGCUUUCAAAAUCCAUCAACCCGAGAAAAGGAACCAGAAGAGAAGAGUGGUGCCUUCCUAAGUGAUGAUUCAAAGAUAAUCAUAGCUCAGCAAAAGCAGCCUGGAGGAUGGAGAGCCAUGCCUUAUAUCUUAGGAAAUGAGACGUUUGAGAGGCUGGCUACUUUUGGAUUGUUGGCAAACUUUAUGGUGUAUCUGAUGAAAGAGUUUCACAUGGAGCAGGUGACUGCAGCAAACAUUAUCAACAUAUGGUCUGGUUUAACCAAUUUUGCUCCUCUUCUUGGGGCUUUCAUCUCCGAUGCUUAUGUUGGCAGGUUCAGGACUAUUGCUUUUGCUUCCUGUGCCGCCUUUUUGGGAAUGGUGACUGUGACCUUAACAGCAUGGUUACCUAAUCUCCACCCUCAAAAGUGCCACCAGCAAAGCCAGCAACAGUAUGCUGAUAAUUGUGAAAGUGCCACACCACUUCAAUUGGCUGUUCUACUUAUGGGCUUAGGCUUCUUAUCCAUAGGCACAGGUGGAAUUAGGCCAUGCAGUAUCCCUUUUGGUGUUGAUCAAUUUGACCCAACAACAGAAGAAGGCAUGAAAGGGAUUAACAGCUUUUAUAAUUGGUACUACACCACAUUUACACUUGUGAUUUUGAUCACUUUGACCGUCGUGGUGUAUAUUCAAGAUUCUAUCAGCUGGGUUAUUGGCUUUUCAAUACCUACUGUCCUUAUGCUUUGUUCUAUUCUUCUCUUCUUUAUUGGGACAAAAAUCUAUAUCCAUGUAAAGCCAGAAGGAAGUAUUUUUUCUGGCCUUGCACAAGUUUUUGUUGCUGCUUACAAGAAGAGAAGGCUUAAGCUUCCUGAUCAUGGAGAGGUUGUUGAUGGGAUCUUUUACGAUCCUACAGUGAAGGAGGCUGUGCUAUCAAAGCUACCUCUCACCAACCAGUUCAGGUUCUUAAACAAGGCAGCUAUGAUAGAGAAAAAUGACCUAAACCCUGAUGGUUCUUGUGCAAAUGAAUGGAGGUUAUGCAGUAUUCAACAGAUAGAAGAGGUGAAAUGUCUGUUCAAAAUCGGACCAAUAUGGGCAUCAGGAAUUGUUAGCUUCACUGCCAUAUUACAGCAAGGAACAUUUACAGUAUCACAGGCAAUGAAAAUGGACAGGCAUCUAGGACACAAGUUUCAAAUCCCGGCUGGUUCAAUUAGCGUUUUCUCAAUGAUAACAAUAGCAAUAUGGCUUCCAUUCUAUGACAGGAUAGCAGUACCUGCGCUCCGAAAAAUAACUAAACACGAAGGUGGAAUCACACUUCUCCAAAGAAUAGGAAUUGGGAUUGUAUUCUCCGUUCUAUCAAUGAUAGUAGCUGGUCUGGUUGAGAGGGACAGAAGGGCUGCAGCCAUUUCAAACCCUGGUACACCAAUGUCAGUCAUGUGGCUAGUCCCUCAACUUGUGAUAAUGGGACUAUGUGAAGCAUUCAAUAUCAUUGGACAUAUUGAAUUUUACAACAAGGAGUUCCCUGGCCACAUGAGAAGUAUGGCCAACUCUCUUUUCUUUUGCUCCUUUGCUGGUGCGAGCUACCUUAGCACCUUGGUGAUUUCUAUUGUCCAUAAAGUAACUCGAACUCGAGACCAUCCCGACUGGCUGACCAAGGAUCUAAAUGCUGGGAAAUUGGAUCGUUACUACUUCGUUUUAGCAGGAAUGGGGAUCCUAACCUUUUUCUAUUUUCUCUACUGUGCAAGGCUGUACCAAUACAAAACCCCCGUACAAAUAGAUAAUAACUCCUACCGUGAUGUGGAGCUAAGUUUGGGUGAAAAAAUCCCAAGCUCAUAACUCCAGACUUCAUUUAGCAACAUUUAUAUAGCAUGUAAAGCAGUAUAAAUACAAAAAAGCUUUCUAGUUUUGAGCUA